GAAGGAUGCUUUGCCAAUUCUCAGGCGCAGCCAUCCCUGGCUGGUCUCGGCCGACUGCGCCGCAACUCCGCUGUAGCGCGGCCGGCAUUAAAGUACACCUAUUUCCCUCUUUGGGCCAAAGGCCCGGCUGUGGCGUUAGCGCUGCAGCACAGCGGUCUGGAAUGGGAAG
Molecule: messenger RNA, 169 nt
Organism: Symbiodinium sp. CCMP2456
Lineage: Eukaryota; Dinophyceae; Suessiales; Symbiodiniaceae
Source: the annotation of a GenBank genome assembly